CCCCCACCUUCGUGAGAGGUGGUGUUGCGGCAUCAGGGCAGCAUAGCGGGGACCGAGUCGCUGCACGUCGAACAGCCCGCUCAUGGCUGAGCAGCCAACCUGACGGGGUUCUAGUCGCGUGUUACACAGUUCGCACAAAAUGCCUUACAAAUUGUUUAUAGUGACUUUGGUGCUACACUACACGGCUGCCGAACACUACAAGAUUAAGCCUGAUUUCGUAAAGACAUGUUUCAAAAGCGACCCAGAAUUCGACGACUGUUCGAAACAAGCGGUACAACAACUGUUCAACGCUUUGGGACCCGGUUUACCUGAAAUAGGCAUGGUGCCACUAGAUCCUUUGAAGAUUCCUAAAAUAAGAAUCUUGCAAGGAGAUGGCCCGGUGAACGUAAAUGCGGCACUAGAUGACGUCAUAGUAUCAGGGUUCGGAGAUACUGAAGUUUUGUUGAGCCAGGUGGAUGGCAAAAGUUACAGCUUUUACACAAAGGUCCGAGUGCCAAAAAUAAGGAUAGAGGGAACGUACGACUUAAAAGGGAAAAUAUUGUUAAUUCCACUAGUCGGUAGGGGACUCUGUUGGUUUGAACCCACAAAUAUGACUAUUGAUAUUGUGAGUGACGUAAAGUUGUAUGAUAAAGAUGGAUUUGUAUUUUUCAAUGUCACCGGAGCACAUGUAAAAUAUACAAUUGGUGGAUUGAAAUUAAGAAUGAACAAUCUAUUUGACGGAAUUUCAUCUCUUGAGGACAGCACAAACUCGUACCUAAACGCUAAUUGGAGACCUGUAUCGGAAUCUUUACGACCAAUCCUGUCAAAAACAAUCGAAGAUAUUUUAUUGGGUUUCUUGCAACAACUAUUUCACAAUUUACCUGCGAAUUUCAUGAUCGGAGAUAUCAAAAAUAAUAUUAAGAAAUCUGAUAAAAAAGUCUGAUUGCAGUAGAUUUUUUAGAAUUGUAUUAAAGUAGAUUUAGUUGUAUGUCUUCACACUAUCACUUUUUUCUGUGCAAUAC
Papilio machaon (common yellow swallowtail) is the source of this 1001-nucleotide messenger RNA. RefSeq names its product circadian clock-controlled protein daywake. The transcript has 6 exons. The record is from RefSeq and is a predicted model, not a curated record. The coding region runs from base 140 to 922 and encodes 260 amino acids. NCBI's taxonomy places the organism in Eukaryota, Metazoa, Arthropoda, Insecta, Lepidoptera, Papilionidae.